Haliotis rubra (blacklip abalone) is the source of this 5723-nucleotide messenger RNA. Its product is annotated as sentrin-specific protease 1-like. NCBI's taxonomy places the organism in Eukaryota, Metazoa, Mollusca, Gastropoda, Lepetellida, Haliotidae. Gene Ontology annotation, biological process: protein desumoylation. Gene Ontology annotation, molecular function: deSUMOylase activity. Gene Ontology annotation, cellular component: nucleus. The record is from RefSeq and is a predicted model, not a curated record. The coding region runs from base 964 to 1995 and encodes 343 amino acids. The transcript has 18 exons.
GUUGCGCUCGCGCGAGAAAGGGAUUUUCCAUGCAGUCUGACACCGUACACAAUACAAAUGUUCAGUUCAGUGUCCGAUAAGAUAAAGUCGUUUAUUUUCCAACCAUCACACGAGGAAUCAAACCUCAGUGUUUCAAGAAAACGCAAAAGAAUUACGGAUGAAACUGAUGGUCAGGACUCCGAUAUCGAGAUUGUUGAAGUUAAGAGACCUAAAAAGGAAUCCACAAGCUCAUUCUGGUCUUACCUGAAGCUACCAGUCAACAAGAUGGCCCAGUGGGUUCGGCAACGAGGAUCGGGCAAUUUCUCCACAGAGUUUGGUGUGCGUGAAUUACCAGAAAACAGCCGAUGGCGCCAGCGCUAACGACCACGUCACCAGGAGCAACAUCCAGCAGUCAGGCCAACUGUCAAGGUGCCAACAACCAAUGGAGGCUCUGUACAUACUCAGAUUCAUGGUAGACCACCUAUCCACACAGACAUAGCUGCUUCGACCUGCAGCACACCUGUGAAUGAGACUCCACGUGUGAAUGGGGAGCAGAGCGUCCACCACCAGGAGGUCCAGACUGACCAGCGGUUACCCCGCCGUCGCCAGGUCACUCCAUCUGUUCGCAGUAGAGGCCUCUUCACAGCCCAAGAGAGUGUUCGUCUGGAUGAAAAGAAACGAUAUCGUGAGCUGCUGCAGACGUUUGCCCCUUCUGUUCGGUUGAAUGAAGAAAACCGAGAUAAGACAGCAGACACUUCAUCUAUCAGGACGAAGAUACCCUCUACCUUCGAUUUUGGGGGAAACAACAGUAUCCUUGGUCACAGUUACCUUGGCAACGACGGUGUGUUUGCCUCUGAGCUGAAGGUCAAGUCCCCUACCCCUCGUCCCACAAUCUCCAGCACACUCCUGACCACGCGGAGGAAGAAUGCCCUGGACGUGUUCCAGUCAACGCCAUUGUCUCGGACAGGCAAGGAACAGAGAAACAUGUCCAAGCUUCGAGUUCACCAACAAACAGUUGUGAUUCCCGAUGAGAAGGAUGAUGAGAUCUCAGAAAGGAUAUCGCCCAGUUUGGAGAAGACAUCCCAUGAAUUCAAGACGUCACCGUACGCCAGCGAGGGAUGGAUGGAGGACUUAAAAAAUCGCUAUUCAGCAGAAGCAAGAGAGAGGAACCGGAAGAUCACUGAAGCAGAAAUAAUAGCCAAAGUCCAUGAGGAAAGGAGAAAAGAACGAGAGGAGAAUUUGGAGAAAAUGAUUAAAGAGCGGAUGAGGCUGGAGGAUAAGGAACCUCCAGUAUUAGAGGAACCACCGACCCUGGAACCAGAAAAGGAAGAGGAAGAACGGUUACCAGACAUCACAAGCGAUAUGGAAAAUAUCAUCUCCACUGCCAUAAAAGGCUUUCCUCCGGACCAGGUGCUGGUGGAGGGCUACAGGCUACAGAUCACACGGAAAGACAUGGCAACCUUAGAUGGCCUGAACUGGUUGAAUGAUGAAAUCAUCAACUUCUACAUGAACAUGCUAACAGAGAGAGGAGAGCAGGAGGAUCGACCCAAGGUGUACGCCUUCAACACAUUCUUUUAUUCCAAAUUAAUGAAUGGCGGCCACUCAGCAGUGAGAAGAUGGACAAGGAAGGUGGAUGUCUUUUCACACGACUACGUCCUUGUUCCAGUUCAUCUAGGUGUACAUUGGUGUAUGGCUGUGAUUGAUUUUAAAAAGAAGAAAGUCAGCUACUUCGACUCAAUGGGAGGCAGAAAUGUACAGUGUUUACAGGGAUUGAAAAAAUACCUUGCCGAUGAGUCAAUGGACAAGAAGAAACAAGCCUUUGAUUUCACGGGAUGGGAAUUACAAAUUGAGUCUGACAUCCCACAGCAGAUGAAUGGUAGUGACUGUGGAAUGUUUGCCUGCAAGUUUGCUGAAUACAUCACACGAGAAGCCCCUAUCAGUUUUACACAGGAACACAUGCCAUACUUCAGGAAAAGGAUGGUUUACGAAAUAUUAAAGAAGAAACUGCUACAGUGACAAUGACCCCCAGCUGUAGUAGUCAUUAUCAUAUCUUACCUCAUUCUAUACAGACAGCUGACAGUUACCGUGGUUACGUGAAUCCUGAAUUUAUCCUUGUUUACACACAUUAUAUUUAUAGAACGUCCAGUUUUGUUGAACUAAGUCAAAUAAUGUUUCAUGUUGAAGAGUGAAUGUGAUCAAGCUCAGCUUGAAUGGCAUCAGCUUUUUCUGCCAGAUUCGCGUGACCUUUGUGACAUUUUUGUGGCACAUGUUGUCGAAGACAGGAGAUCUUAGCCUACAAAUAAUCAGGGAAGGAAUGACGUUUUUACCGUACUUAUUUUCAUCCAAACAAUUUUGAAACUUACAUGCUGUGGAAGGAAUUUUCAAUCAUUAGUCGAGAAUAUUUUAUGCCUUACGGUUGUUGAUGUGAUAGAGAUGUUGGUUGUUAGCUGCCAUUGUUUUUACAUAGUGUUGGUAAGUCGAUGAGUUGCUAGUAAGCUUCUUUGCAUUCUAUUGUGCUAAACGUGUUACAUUCAAUUCACAAUAUACUAUAGAAGCAGAUAGAGAAAACACUGGAGUGUUCAUGAAAGUAAAUAUCCUAACAUUUAUUGUGCAAAUUCAGUAUAGCAAUAAUAACGGUUUUGUUUAUUCUUAGAUGUUAAACUGGGUGUUUGAUAGCUCACAUCCUAAUCUUUCUGGGCUUAUGUUGUGGAGCUUUGUCAUGAAAAUUCAUCUCCUUCAAGACAGUUAUCUGUGUUAAAAUAGUAUGGAUUCUGUAUCUUCAAGGCUUGACUUUAAUGAUGAUAACUUCAAGAUGAAUGUCACAAUUAAAAGGAUGUUUAAGAGAUUACAGAGUGUCAAUGGCUCAGUAAAAUAUAUUCCCAGUACUUAAAGGGCACACUUAGAAAUCAUAUUGUUUCAAUGUUUAUUAAAUGAUUCAGCAAUUUCUGUAUAUUAGUAGAUGUGAACUGGAUAGGUGCAUGGUAAAGGAACAUAUUAAUAUGUAAGAUUAACCAAAUACACAUGAGGUUUAGAAACUGAUGGUAUCAUCUCGAUUAGAGGCGAAACUGUUUCUUUUAAUAUCCAUAGUGAUUGAAAUUAGCAUCACUGAGAUCAAAAAUGGAUAGUAUUAUUCUUGGCCCAGUUUCACAAAGUUAUUGUAGCGUUACGACUGUUGCAAGUCUAUGAUGCAGUAUAGGAGGUUUGACGGUCAUAGAGCUACAAUAGCUUCGCCAAACAGGGCCCAGGUUGACACUUCUGUAAGCCAAAGGGCGUACUGAACAUCUUUAUGAGUACUCUGUGGUACACAUGGAUAAUAUUAUAUUUCUUUCCCAGCAGUGUCGCAUGCUUGGAUAAAACAAGUUUUGUUUUCUUUCCUUGGUGCAAUCAUGGUGAGUUUGGUUCUGACAAUACAGCUGAUGUUUAUCACAGCCUCAUCAAAAUUUUGUUGUCUAAUGAAGGUGAGCUCCAGGACCUAUUGUACUCUGGACACACCAUCUCAAGCUAGACUUGGGCACUUGCAUCCCUCUGUGAAAACACAAUGUGCAUCUGUAGACAGUUCGAGGGUUCACGAGGACACGUGAUCUGUGCUCUUAUGGCCAUAAAUCAUAUAAUUUAUUUCUCCAUCAUAACAUUGUGCGAGGACUAUUCUUAUGAAAUAUAUCAUUGGUGCAGACCUUAUCUCUGUAUAUAUCUGUAUAUAUCAUCAAUUGUAUUUUUUUUGUACGUCCAGAAUAUUUAAGUUCAGCAACGAUUCAUCAUCAGCCAUCUUUCGUUAAUGAGUUCAUCUUGGUGUCAUGACGAGGAGAAUCAGAUGAUGAAGGCAGAGGGGGUUAGCACAGUGGUGGAGGUGUUUCCUUGUGGAGGUGAACUGGUUCAGUUCUCCACGGAUGAAGACACCAUGUGUUGAUUCCAUACCUUCAUUUGAGAGGGGUGGUGGGAUAGCCAAGUGGUUAACAUGUUCGCUCGUCACGCCAAAGACCUGGGUUCGAUUCCUCACAUGGGUACAUUGUGUGAAGCCCAUUUCUGGUGUCCCCCGGCGUGAUAUUGCUAGAAUAUGCUAAAAGUGGUGUAAAACUAAGCUGUGUUACUAAAUUUCCCGAAAAAGAUAGAUGUCAGAUAUCAGACUUUCCCUGUUAUGCCUGUUAUUCAACAGUAGAUUUCUCAUGUAUUUUCAUCCCAGUCCUAACAUUUCAAAAUAAAAAAUUAUUGUUUCUACUGCACUACAGGCUCAAAGAAUUGUGAAUUCUGUUUGUCAACAGAAGCAUAAAAUGUUGUGUUUUUCUUUGUUAUCAGUAAAACUGACAUAUUUUGUAAAUUGUCACUGCCAAAGAUAUUUGUACUUUGUUUCCAGAGAAAAUCAUAGAUAUGCUCAACUGUAAUUGUUUAGUUUGAACUCCUUGAGGAACUAUUCCAUUGUUAAGGGGGCUGGUGUCCUUGGUUCCAAGACUGAACGAAAUUUUACAAAUACCCUUCCAUUACAAUUUCAUGUAACAUUUUUCAUGGACUCAGAGAUAAAUUAUUCCAUGAUUAUUCAUCCCUUAGCUCACCUGUAACACCCCACCCCACCCCCACCCCCACUGUCUCUCCCCUUCCCUAAUCUCCUACCCACCCUCUGUCUCCCCUCAUAAACAACCAGUCCCUAAGCAUGUGUUACAUAAUGACAGAUUUCAAUUCUUUUAAAUUUAUUGAAAACAAAUGACAGAUUUCAGAAGGCUUUUUUCUGAAAUCGAGUAUCAUCUCAUCUCAUGAAACAUAACGAAUAAUCCAGCUUUGUUAUAUAUUGUGUAAAUACACUUUGUACAAAUUCAAUAAUCACAUAACCUGUUGUACAUGACUGAACAUUCAACAUGGUUACAAAAAAACACAUGUAUUUGUUACAGUGAGGGGAUAUAUGUAUGCUUGUAUGUAUGGUGUUUGAAUAUGCGAAAGUUUACUGUACAUAUUAUGAACGACAUCUUAGUGCUCGGUGUGUAUGCUUUUGAUGUUCGCAGGAAAAUGUCUUAUGUGAUCCGAUUGUGUUAUUUGUGAUGAAAUUACUUUCAGAAAAUGAUAACUCCUAAAAUAUAUUGUUCAAGACAAUUUGGAUGAAACAGCAUGCACAUAUUGUCAAUAAGAAGUUGCAGGUUUGGUUUACAAGGGAGAUAACUUAGGAUAAAGGGAGACAAUCAGUUCCAUUUUGCUUUCAUGUUCAGCCAUCUUGAGAUACAUGUAUCAACGUGUGAGGUAUCUUCAAGAUUUAUUAAUCUAAAACAGUAUUAAUUAUUCUUAAUUAAUUAAUCAAAAUUACAUUGAAUAUAUUGGUGUGACAGUGGUGUGAAAAUUGUUAAAACUUUGAUUACAGAAGAUAUAAAUAUGAUGAUAUCAAUGUUGUGACAUUCAGUUGCAAACAAGGACAUGUCAGUAUAUGUUAUAUUGUUUGUGGGUGCAGGAAUCACUAUGAUCACUACAAUGAAUAGCUGCAGAGUAACCUGCAGUAUCUCAAAUGCUUAUUUACUUAAAUUGUCAAAGAGUGCAUUUUCUAGAUACUUGUAAAGUUUAUGCACAAACCUCUAAACGCAUUAUGAGAAUAAGGUUCACAAAUAUGUUAUUUUAAAGGUUAGACAGUACAUGGAUUCCACUGACAAUAAAUGUAUUACAGAUUUAACUACCAAAGAUGUGAACCUGUAACGUGAUAAGAAAUUGAUGCGUAUAUGAUUUUCAGGAUGAUUGUGUUGAUUUGAAAAAUUAAAUAUUUUCUCACUGUA